AGUCUUGUGAAAGCAUAAGAACAAAAACGUUUGAACCUAAAAUGAGUGAGUGCAAGCGAGAUACAAGAGAAAUAUUCACUUAUCAUGAAAAGUCUCUUACAUCACAUGACAUGUAUGUAAUACAGAAAGAGGAAGAGCAACUGAAUCAACUACGACAUGAAGAACUUAUGUUGCAAAGAGAGGAAAUGUUACAUCUCGAUGCAGUGAAGCUGUUACAAAAAGAUUUGAAACAUAUACGUUUGUGCAUGAGAGAUAAAGAGCUCCAACUUGAGCAUUCCCGUUUACAAUGCUACGGUCGACAUCAUCCCUUAAAAACAGACGUACAUCUGAAUAGACUGGAGCAGAAUAUUGAUGAAAGUCACAAAAGAUUAAACAGGGAGAUACCAGUUAUUCAUUACCCAGAUGCUAACGAAGCAUACACAACUAACAAAGGAAGCAGAGUAUCUACACCAAGUCCAACACUAAUACCAAGUCCAACAAGUACAAGUAGUCCAACACAGGUUACCACUUCAAAAAUAACCUCCUACAUGAUGCCACAGCAACCAGCAAAGGUAUUUUCAGCUAUGCCUCGCUCUGCGAAAGGCCCACCAAUGAAAACAUGUAUGUCGUGCAAGCACAGCAUACACCGAAAUGCACCAGUCUGUCCGAUAUGUAAAGCAAAAAGUCAUUCAAAGAAUCCAAAGAAGAGAAAAGCAAGCGACUAACAAUGGAGACAUUAAACAUUUUUUAAGCUUAUAAUAGAUAAGCUAAUUUAACAAACAUCUUUUAAAAUCUAACUCCUUUUUCACAAAAUAAGCACAAUAUUGUAUUUAGAAACUGUAUAUUUGUAUGUAAAAUAUUGUAUUUUUUAAUUAAUGUAAAUAGGUUGUGGUUGCAAAGAGCAGGAAGAAUUCACCACUGUAA
This is a messenger RNA of Hydractinia symbiolongicarpus, 903 nucleotides long. RefSeq names its product zinc finger C4H2 domain-containing protein-like. Gene Ontology annotation, biological process: positive regulation of neuron differentiation. Gene Ontology annotation, cellular component: nucleus. The transcript has 4 exons. The record is from RefSeq and is a predicted model, not a curated record. NCBI's taxonomy places the organism in Eukaryota, Metazoa, Cnidaria, Hydrozoa, Anthoathecata, Hydractiniidae. The coding region runs from base 42 to 704 and encodes 220 amino acids.